GCUGUAGUGACUACACAGCCGUGUUUGUCUACCUGUGGUACACCAUGAAGCUUCUGGAAGUUGCCAUCCUUCUAACCUCCAUUGGAGGCAUCAUGGGGUUGCAGUGUUACACCUGCACCAAUGGAGCUGGUGCAGGUACCGACACCAGUGCCUGCGAUGACCCAUUCGAUACCAGCACCACUGAUCCUUACGUUCUGAAAACCACUUGCACAACUGGGUUCGAUACCUGUGCCAAAGCAACUCUAUCCAGUGGCGGAUCGAAUUUAGUGGCGAGAACGUGUUACUCCAGUCUUGUCUGCCCAGCUCAAAAUGGAUGCGCCUCGGGCGACUAUGGCGGCCAAUCCGCCACAGUCUGCUGCUGCAGCGGCAGUCUGUGCAACGGAGUUGGGUCGUUGGCCGCAAACGUCAUCGCUACUGUCGCCAUCAUCUUCAUGGCAAUGCUUCUCGCUCGCUAGGAGCUAGACGAGUAAGAACGAGACGCUAGACACUUAGUUUAGCUUGGCACUGCAUUCUACCUCCACAUUUUUGAAGUUAUUUCUGAAUAACGAACGCGCAUCGAUAACCUGGGAAAUUUAUCCUACAGAAAAUUUGGAAAAAGAAAAAAGUAAAAUCAUUCAGAAAAAACAGUGCGAGCCUCACUUUGACAUCCAACGUUCCUGCCCCCCCAGUUGAGCAUCCUAGCUUCGCCUGUGGUAUAUACAUGUACAUUAUAUACCAGAACCACACUGAAUUGUCUAAAUUGCGGUUGCUCGGUUUAAAAAAAUCGACGGCUAUACCAGCCCCAUAAUAAUGGAAAUCGAGAAAAGAAAUCCAAUGAUGAGAAAUGUUAGAGUUUGAGCCAAUUUGAAAUUUAUUCAUUGAAAAACCACUCUUCAGAAUGUAUACUUGAUUGAAACCUCAGUUUAACAGUUGUGCAAACCAGUAGCGAAAUGGUCCUGCGAAUUGUAAUUUCAUUUGUGGAGUACAAAUAUGUCAAAGCCAAGUUCUGUUAUUGAAGUACAUAGACUAGCACGGUUAAGGUACACAGAUUGUGGCAAAGACUACAGGGUUUUUUUGUUGAUCGUUCAUACUUUCUAAAGAUUGAGUAUUAAAUACUAUGACGUCUUGAAUACAUAAAAACGAUCUGAUAUUCAUGAUGUAAUACAUUCAUACAGCAACCGAUAGGUGGCACAGCCGCCUAUAUUUUGACUUAAA
Molecule: messenger RNA, 1194 nt
Organism: Acanthaster planci (crown-of-thorns starfish)
Lineage: Eukaryota; Metazoa; Echinodermata; Asteroidea; Valvatida; Acanthasteridae
Biological process (GO): positive regulation of voltage-gated potassium channel activity; regulation of synaptic transmission, cholinergic; sleep
Source: RefSeq, a predicted model, not a curated record